AUGGCGGCCUCGAAGGUGAAGCAGGACAUGCCCCCUCCUGGGGGCUACGGCCCCAUCGACUACAAACGGAACCUUCCGCGUCGGGGACUGUCGGGCUACAGCUUGUUCGCUCUGGGCAUUGGGACCAUGCUGUUUGGGCACUGGAGCAUGAUGAAGUGGAAUCGUGAGCGCAGGCGCUUGCAGAUCGAGGACUUUGAGGCCCGCAUCGCACUGAUGCCGCUGUUGCAGGCAGAGAAGGACCGAAGGAUCCUGCAGAUGCUUCGGGAGAACCUGGAGGAGGAGGCUGUCAUCAUGAAGGAUGUGCCUGACUGGAAGGUGGGCGAGUCUGUGUUCCACACAAAGCGCUGGGUGCCCCCGGUAAUGGGGGAGCUGUACGGACUGCGCACGAAUGAGGAGAUUGUCAACGCCACCUAUGGCUUCGUCUGGUACACGUAG
Messenger RNA from Pipistrellus nathusii (Nathusius's pipistrelle), 435 nucleotides. Lineage: Eukaryota; Metazoa; Chordata; Mammalia; Chiroptera; Vespertilionidae. The record is from the annotation of a GenBank genome assembly.